Messenger RNA from Acaromyces ingoldii, 3779 nucleotides. RefSeq lists its product as hypothetical. The coding region runs from base 75 to 3581 and encodes 1168 amino acids. The transcript is spliced from 8 exons. Gene Ontology annotation, molecular function: lipid binding. The record is from RefSeq and is a predicted model, not a curated record. Lineage: Eukaryota; Fungi; Basidiomycota; Exobasidiomycetes; Exobasidiales; Cryptobasidiaceae.
CAGCGGGAAGUCUUGCUCUGAUCUCGAGUAGCGUUGCUGAUGAUCCACUGCUGCUACAGUUCUACUACUAUUACAUGGCUGGGGGCCACUCCACUUGCUUCGCACGACCCUUGUCAUCCAUCCUCUUUCCUCCAUUCAUUGACCUUGACUUACUCCAGACGAUGGAGGGCUACAGCGAGCGCCACAAGGUGCCCACCGUUCAGGAGUUUCGCGAGAUUGAGGCUCAGCGAGAGAAGACGGCAGCAGCCAAUGCUUCGCAAGUACCACAAAAUGCGCUAGACGAAGCGUCUCCCUACGGAAACAAGGCAGAUGGCAAGGGGAGCCAGGCUGCCGGUGAUGCGCCAAAGGACGACGAGCCAAAGAGCUCAGGCGGAGGAGCCGAAGAAAAGGAAAGGCUGAAGGCUCAGAUGGCUCCCAAGGGCAAGCCAGCUCAGUUCACUGGCAAGGGCGAGCGGUAUGUGACUGAUCCUGUCACGGGAGGCGAGGUCAAGAUUGCCGACUCGACCGAGCACGCCCAAACGGAUCCGCUCAAGCUCGAUUCGCGCUUCGAAGGCGGUUACAGCCACAAUGCGCCCAAAGAUGCUUCCAAACUGGACUCGAAGCACGUCGCACCCAAGCCUGUCGAGCCCGGCAACAUUCUGCUGCAGCAGUUCCCCGCGCCCGUCAACACGGAUGCGCUCGACAAGCUCCACGGCAACUUCAGGCAGCUUGCGAUUGCGCUUGGCGCUGCAAUGGCCAUUGCUUGGUUCUUCACCGCCUUUGGAUCGGGCUGGUUCAAAUUCUUCUUUCGCUCCGCCAUCUUUGGCACCGUCGGAUUCGGCGGCUUCAUGGCGCUGGGCCUGGCUGAACGCAAGAUCGAAAAGGACCUCGAAGACGUCCGCAUGCACAUGCACACCCAGCGAGGCGAGAAACACUCGCCUCCAAUGCCCGAGUCGGUCGAAUGGCUCAACGCAGCCAUUGCCGUCAUCUGGAAGCAGAUCAACCCGGAGAUGUUUAUCCCCAUGGUUGAUCAGGUCGAAGACAUCAUGCAGCAGUCGCUUCCUGGUAUUGUCGACGCUGUCAAAAUCUCCGAUGUCGGUCACGGCACCAAUCCCUUCCGCUUCGUCUCCUUCCGAGGCCUGGCAGAUGUCAUGGGCGACAAGAACUAUCCUCGUGAGGACUGGGUCGUUCAGGGCAAAGCUGUCGAAGACGAGAGGGAGAAAUCCGAGGAGGAGAAGAAGUGGCGCGAGCAGCAGCGGCAGGAAAAGGAAAAGGCCAACAAAGCAGCAGCUGAAGCAAGUGGUGUCUCGGGCGAAGACGCCGAUGGCGAUGGUAUCGACGACGACGACGAGUCCGGAGACUUUCUCUGCUACGAAAUCUCGUUUUCCUACAGCGCUGAGCCGAAAAAGAAGAGCAAGAAUGACUUCAUCCACCUGCUUCUCACCUUCUACAUCGGCAACGACCUCGUUCGCGCUCCCUUCAACGUCUGGGCACAAGUGCAGAAGAUUUCGGGAACCAUCAGACUCAGGGCACAGAUGGUUCAGCAACCUCCUUAUAUCAGAAAUCUCACCUUCUCGCUGAUGGGAGUGCCGCAGAUCGAGGUCUCAGUCAUACCCAUGACAAAGCUUCUCCCAAAUGUGCUGGACCUGCCCCUCAUUUCCGGCUUCGUCAAGAGCUCCAUUGCGGCGGCAGCCAACGAGUACGUGGCGCCCAAGAGCAUGACGCUCAACAUGGCUCAGAUGUUGGCGGGCGAUGGCAUCAAGAAGGACACCGAUGCGGUCGGUGUCCUCGUCAUUCAGAUCCUUCGCGGCGUCGACCUUUCAGCUCAGGAUGCCAACGGCAGUAGCGACCCGUAUGUCGUUCUUUCCCUGGCCAAGUUCGGGCGUCCUCUCUAUUCGUCUCGCAUCAUCUUUGAAGACUUGAACCCGGUGUGGAACGAAACCGCACACAUCCUGAUCGGCAAAGACGACAUUCGAGCCGACGAGACGCUCUCUAUCCAGCUCUGGGACUCGGACAAGCGCACGGCCGACGAUAUUGUGGGACGCGUGCAGCGAGACCUUUCGCAGCUUGUCAAGGGCGAGUGUCUCAACAAGCUCGUCGAUCAGGAAGACAGUCUCAUGGGCUUCGAGGAUGCCGACAGCAUGCAGGGCAAGCUCAUCUGGCGUGUUGGCUUCUUUGAGAAGGCAAAACUCAACCGCGAGCUGAUGAAGAAGUCUGAGGAGGAAGAAAAGAAUGACACGUCAAAGUCUCAGCCCCAGAAGGACUCCAACAACCCCAACGAGCGACAGGGGACUGCCGUCGACAGCAGCGAAGAGGCUGAUGCCCUCGUCUGCCCUCCCGAUCCCAAGUGGCCUUCUGGCAUCCUCUCCAUCUUUGUCGAUCACAUCGUGGGUCUCGAGCGUCGCGACGUCGAGAAGGGCGUCAUGGGCAAGGAGCGCGAGGGCACCCAGGGCCAGGACGUCAGCGCCUCGGGCGAGACGCCCGAGCAUCUUCCAUCGGGCUAUGUCGAGAUGAUCGUCAACGAUGACAUCGUUUACAAGACCCGAGUCAAGCCAUACACGAACAUGCCCUACUUCUCGGCAGGAACCGAGGUCUUUGUGAGAGACUGGACCAAGACAGUCAUCAGAAUCGCUGUCCGUGAUAGCCGCAUGAGGGAGCACGACCCCAUCAUGGGCGUGGUGUCGCUCAAGGCCACCGACCUGUUCAAGCAAGCAUCUCAGGCAGAGGGCUCCUUUGCUAUUCAGGAUGGUGUCGGGUACGGCAAGGUCCAGGCUUCCUUUGUCUUCAAGGCUGUCAAGUUGGAGCACCCCAAGAAUCUUCUCGGCUGGGACACGGCCACGGUGGAGCUCCUCGACAAUGUCGACCUUCAGGGAUCGACUCCAGAGUGGGACGCGAAACUCAAGAGCAAAAAGAUCGUCGUCACGACGGGCGAUGACACGCGCAAGCUGCCUGCCGUGAACAAGGCUGCUGCCGUCGAGGGAGGCGAGGAGGACAAGCCGGUGGCCAGGAUUCCCGUCUAUGACCGAUACUCUUCCCAGCUUGCCUUUACCAUCGGAGGUGGACUCGGCGCCGGUCCUCUCGGCAGCAAGCCUGACGCUGUCGCUGUCUGCUCGCUGUCCGAGAUCAUCGACGAUGAGAUUGUGGACCUCGAGCUGGAUGUGUACACCGGCGACAAGCUCGGCACCUUGACGAGAAACCACAUCGACGAGUCCACGCUGCAGACGCACAAGUACGAAAAGGUUGGGACGUUGAAGGUCAAGAUGCGACUCGACUCAGGCCUGGACCUGGACCAUGAGAAGCUGGCUAUUCUAGAAACAGACCGCCAUGAGUUUGAAGUAUUUAAUAGGCUCGAAGGAAUGCCCAAGAAGGCAGAGGAGAACGCUCAUGCCAACGACGACGGCAUCAUCGACAAGCACGAGCAGAAGGAGAUUAACCGUGCGAAGACGCAGGCGCUCCACGCUCGUCACCGUGGCGCCUACGGCUAUUCUGCCGUGCGUGGCGGCGUCUGGGCGAAGGACAAUAUGAAGAGUCGGGUCCGGACCCUGUCGAACAAGAUCACUGGGAAGAAGGAGCGCGAUCAGACGGUCAAUAGCGAGGCAUGAUGUUUUGUCGUGAUCUCCUGCGCACAGUGAUUUCCUACGCGCAUUUAGAGAAAGAGACGGUAGCCACUCUCUUUUUCUAUCCCUGUUGCAUUUUCCAAUCAUCGAAGCCCUUGUUCUGCAAACCCCCGCGUUCUGUUGAAAUUCUGUAGAUAUUCUGUCCAGCCCUAUUGUAACUGAAGGUCGUCUAUUCGAUUGUGC